AUGGAGAAGCUGACGGAGAAAGACAAGGAGCUGAUCCGAGGCAGCUGGGAGAGUCUUGGCAAGAACAAAGUUCCACACGGAGUCAUCAUGUUCUCCAGGUACAGUUAUGAGUUAAACCGUUUUAUUUGAGGAGUUAGGAGAAGUUGUAAUAUUGCUUGUCAUACUGUAUUAUCUAUUCAGAUAUGCAACACUAUACUUUAUAACCAGUGUUUCCCCUAUAUUCAACUCUGCUACCUCUGCUGAAAAAAAUCCUAGGGAAACACUGAUAACUAUACUAUGCAUGUGUUCCUCUAUGAAGAUUUCAUGGUUAUUAGUAUAUCAGCCUUUACUGUUUGUGGACCAAAACAGAGUGUUUGUUGAUAUCUGCAGCAUUUUUUUGUAAGAAAGUUUACUGAAACCUAACCAUUGACUACAUUUGCAGUUAUAUACAAUGCAAAAAUGCCAGUAUAGUGCAAAGAUACUGUAAAUAAUGUAGUUGCCAUAGUAAACAGUACUUGUGUACUUAGAGAGAAAAAUACACUUAACCAACAUAGAUACUGCAUCACACACUCCCUAUACCGGGACUGGAGGCUUGACUUGUUGCUUGGCGACAGGCUGCAAUACUCUUUAUUUUGAAACAGCUGCUGCUAAAACAGACGCUAGAGAAGAACUGUUGUUGACUGUUCUAUUUUCUUUAACCAGACAUUAAAAUCGUACCUAUUGUGGCAUUCGAGUGACUUAUGACUACAUGUAUCUAUCGGCACCUAUAGUAAUGAGUUGUGUUUUAUGUCUGUGCAGACUGUUUGAACUAGAGCCUGCACUCCUCAACCUCUUCCACUACAACACAAACUGUAGCCCCACACAAGACUGCCUCUCCAGCCCUGAGUUCCUGGACCAUGUCACAAAGGUAAUCCUGUGUAGCCCAUCACCAUUAAAACUGACAUCUAAAUGGCUGAUUCUUGGAAACAAAUCCACGGCAAUAACCUCUUGCUGCAUGUUGGUGAAUGUGCACAUUUCUUUGUGUAUGUGUGUGUAUGUGUGUGUUUGUGCGUACAUGAUUGUGUGUGUAUGUGUGCGUAUGUGUCCAGGUAAUGCUGGUGAUCGAUGCAGCAGUCAGUCACUUGGAUGACCUCCAUACCUUGGAGGAUUUUCUGCUCAACCUGGGGAAGAAGCACCAGGCAGUCGGGGUUAACACCCAGUCCUUCGUUGUAAGACUACUGUCACUCUGAUCACUCACUGUAAUACACUGCUGUCAUACUGUGUGUACUGUACACUAUACUACUACACUACACUGUAAAAAAAUAAAUGUUGAUUUAACGUACAAUUGUAAGUUGGGGUCAAUUCCAGUUUCAUUUGAAAUUCCAAUAAAAUUCUUGAAUUAACUCAUGAAGUGGAGAAUUCAUGUUGAAUUCAAUUCAAAUUUCAACAAUCUUCAAGUUAUGGAAUUGGAAUUGAAUUGGAAUUAGACUGUUUGGACUGUUUGAAUUGGAAUUGGAAUUGUAAAAACAUUUAAUCUUUGGAAAUGAAUUGGAAUUCAAUAUUUGUACAUUUCCCAGUUAUUGGAAUUAUUGCACUUUGUAUAAAACAUUUACUACAGGAUUUGUUUUAAAUCAUUUCAAGUUCUAUCUCUAUAUUUCAAGUAUAACCAGGCUGUCUGGACAGUGACCUGAUCAGCCUGAAAGUCUGAGAGAAUUUAAUUCAAAUUGGACUUUGUGGAAAUGUUGGGGAUCAUAUUGAAUUGGGAAUUUAAUUAUUGGAAUUUACCUAACAUUAGAAUUGAGAAGAAUUGAGUUAUCUCUGAAUUCAAAGACUGACCUGGAAUUAGAAUUGAAUUAAAUGGAAUAUACAGGGAGAGGAAAUUGAAUUAGAAUUGAAUUAGUGGAAUUAACCCCAACCCUGAUUGUAAGACAACCAGCUGCAAUAAGAUUGUGAGUUUGCUCAACAAAAAUGUUGUUGAGCAAACUCACAACAAAAAGUUUGUGUGUGAACAUUUUGUUGAGCAAACUCACAAUCCUAUUGAAGCUGUUUGCCUUACAACUGUACAUUGAAAUCAACAUAUUUUUUUACUGUGUACUUUUAAGAAACAAAACUUGCAACAAUUUAUAAAUGUAGGCCAAUAUUCAUAAUAUCUGCGUGCGUGUGUAUGUUGCAGGUGGUGGGGGAGUCCCUUCUCUACAUGUUGCAGUGUAGUCUGGGUCAGGGGUACACUGCCCCACUGCGUCAGGCCUGGCUCAACAUGUACUCCAUCGUAGUGGCGGCCAUGAGCAGAGGGUGGGCCAAGAACGGGGAACACAAGACUGACUGA
Molecule: messenger RNA, 2284 nt
Organism: Coregonus sp. 'balchen'
Lineage: Eukaryota; Metazoa; Chordata; Actinopteri; Salmoniformes; Salmonidae
Source: the annotation of a GenBank genome assembly